Molecule: messenger RNA, 1951 nt
Organism: Meleagris gallopavo (turkey)
Lineage: Eukaryota; Metazoa; Chordata; Aves; Galliformes; Phasianidae
Source: RefSeq, a predicted model, not a curated record
AUGUCUCCAUGCAACCAGUGUAUGGCAAAAGUGUGUGCUUGGACUGUGGGAAAUAAAACUAUCCCAGUCAGCCACAGUGACCUGGUGUAUGUGGGUUCCUUUAUUCGAGGUUAUCAAGGAUCAGCAGGAACUCCAGGUAUCCCAGGAACUCCAGGGGUUCAAGCAGCAACAAAAAAUUGGGUAGAUGAGAGGUUACCUUUUGGAAAUUUUAAGUUAAAUUGUAUUUUUAACUGUAUAUGCAUUUCUUACUUUGCAGAAUCUGUUUGUCCUACAAGAAUUCCAGUGGCAGCUCGAGAUGAAAAAGGAUUUGACAUUCUUGUAGGACUAGGUGUGAAGAAAAAGGUUAAAAAGAGAAUUCAAAUACCAACUACUAAUGCUAAAGCUUAUGAAGUAACCUCCCGUGUUGACCUGUCAGAGUUGACAAGGAAUGUGUUUCCAGAAGGUUUGCCUCCAUCCUAUGUGUUUGUUUCCACUCAAAGAUUUAAAGUAAAAAAGACGUGGGAUUUGUGGAGAGUUCUAAGCCUGGAUAAGAGACCACAGAUAGCAGUCACAAUUAAUGGAGAAGAGAAAACGUUGUCAUUCACUACAACAAGUUUAAUAAAUGGCACGCAGGUUAUUACUUUUGCUGCACCUCGUGUAAAGACAUUGUUUGAUGAAGGCUGGCAUCAAAUUCGUCUCUUAGUUACAGAAGACUUUGUAACUUUGUAUAUAGAUGACCAAGAAAUCGAAACAAAACCAUUACAUCCUGUUUUAGGUAUUUACAUCAGUGGACUAACCCAAAUAGGAAAGUAUUCUGGAAAGGAGGAAACUGUACAGUUCGAUAUACAAAAACUGCGAAUCUACUGUGACCCAGAGCAAAAUAAUCGAGAGACAGUCUGUGAGAUCCCAGGAUUUAAUGGAGAGUGCAUGAAUGGCCCAAGUGAUGUAGGCUCCACACCUGCCCCUUGCAUAUGCCCUCCAGGGAAACAAGGACCUCCAGGCCCCAAAGGAGAUCCUGGGCAGCCUGGGAAUCAUGGUUAUCCUGGUCGGCCUGGUCCAGAUGGUAAGCCUGUGAGUACUAAAAACUCAGUCAUAUAUUGCAAAUGCAAAACUAGAGGAGAAAAUGCAUGUACCACUAAUAACAGAUUCUGAAAUUUUGAUGGUUUUGUCUCUGUUCUUUGAAACUGUGAAUGCCACUAAGCUCUAACAAUUCUACGAAUGUAGCAAUACGUAAAAAUUCUAUGAACUUGUUAAUCACAGUAUUUUUGUGUCAAGCUAAAAUACAGACGUAAUAACAUGAGGUAAGCGUUGUUAUAAAGCAGAGAACACUGUAUGAGUUUUCCUGUUGAUCUUUGCAUCAGUUUGCAGAAGUUAACACCUUCUGACUGUCAGACUUUACUGCGUAGAUUUUUUCCAUUAGAAAGCAGUUUAGUGCAGCUGAAAUAUAGGUAUAGGUACAGAAGGUACAUCGUGCAGUUCUAAGCAUUGUCUAUUAAAAUAUGUCGCAAAAAUGCCUGUAUUUUGCUUUUCUUUUUACUUUAAACUGACAUUCCUUCAGUAUGGAUAGUAAAGGCUGGAAGAAAAUAGAUGAAUAACACAUGCCUCUGAAAUAAAAAUGCCAGAUAUAGCAGUGGUUGGUUUAGUCUUCAAGAUUAACAUUUUUAUUGCAAUAAAACUUUAUUAAAAGCAAAUAAAUAUAUAAUAAUAGUCUAAGAUUUCAUUACAAAAUAAAUUAGAUCUUUGAAUCUAAUUGGAAGCCUUCAAGACAUUGACAUCCAAUCUGCUCUGUUGAGCAAGAUUCUGUUAAAAGGCUGCAGUCCUGCAUUCGCAAAGCAGUGGUAGACAUGUGCCAAUGGUGUGCUGAGAAAAGGCAGGCUAAAAGCUGGGAGUCUCAAUCGUCCAUGUUUUGAUUCUCAGAAUGUGGUCUCUGGUGUUUGUUGUUCAUUAGAAGGUACUUCAGUCCAGAGAAAAA